Salvia splendens (bonfire salvia) is the source of this 1149-nucleotide messenger RNA. RefSeq lists its product as uncharacterized. NCBI's taxonomy places the organism in Eukaryota, Viridiplantae, Streptophyta, Magnoliopsida, Lamiales, Lamiaceae. The coding region runs from base 1 to 1149 and encodes 382 amino acids. The record is from RefSeq and is a predicted model, not a curated record. The transcript is spliced from 2 exons.
AUGCUUUCUCUUGCUGCUAUUAAGGGCUGGAAUUUAGCUCAUUUGGAUAUUAACAAUGCAUUUCUUUAUGGAGAUUUGGAGGAAGAGAUCUACAUGACCUUACCUCCUGGAUUUGGCCUAGCUCAAUCAGCUUCUGAUCACUCCCUCUUCUACAAGUACUCUCCAACUGGUACAUUCUUUGGAGUUGUUAUCUAUGUAGAUGACAUCCUCGUGGCUAGUAGUGAGGAGAAUAUGAUCUCUGAGUUCAAGGCUUUCCUUACCAAUCACUUCAAAUUCAAGGACUUGGGCAAUCCAAAGUACUUUCUUGGCAUUGAAAUUGCUAGAAACAAAUCUGGGAUUUUCAUUUCCCAGCAUAAAUAUGCCUUGGACCUUGUCUCUGAUGCUGGUUUACUAGGUUGCAAGCCAACCUCUACUCCUAUGGACUCUAUCAAACAGCUCCAACAAGAUGCAGACCCUUCACUUGAGGAUCCGGCAGUAUACAGAAGACUAAUUGGAAGACUUGUAUAUCUAUGCAUCACACGCCCGGACAUCACUUUUGCUGUCAACAAACUGAGCCCAUUCUUAUCCAAACCUUGUUCAGAUCAUCUUUUUGCUGCUGAAAGAGUUCUCAAAUACCUAAAGGGCACAGUUGGCCAUGGUUUGUUUUACUCUGGUCAAGCAGAUCUAUCCUUAAGCAUCUUCUCUGAUGCAGAUUGGGCCGGCUGCCCAGAUACACGCCGCUCUAUCUCUGGUUUCUGCUUAUUCCUAGGCACAUCAUUGAUUUCUUGGAAAUCAAAGAAGCAACAUACGGUCUCAAGAUCAUCAGCUGAAGAUGAGUAUAUGUCUAUGGCGCUCGCUUGUUGUGAAGUAGUAUGGAUCAUUGCAUUACUUAAAGAUUUUGGCAUUAAUAUGCAGCAGCCCAUUCCUUUAUAUUGUGAUAGCCAGGCUGCCGUUCACAUCAGUUCUAACCCGGUAUUCCAUGAGCGCACAAAGCAUAUUGAAAUUGAUUGUCACACGGUCCGUGACAAAAUACUAGAAGGGGUGAUCAAAACUGUCCAUGUUCAUAACAACAAUCAACUUGCCGACAUUUUCACCAAGCCUUUGGCCGCUGCUCCUUUCCACAACUUACUAAUCAAGAUGGACUUUACAAGUCUAUAUAGUCCAUCUUGA